AUGACUGAUGUGCCCAUCCCGCCAUCCGGUGGAGCUCGAGCUUCAUACCCCAUCUCCUCUAUUCCACGACGCUCCUCCUACGCGUCUGUAGUCUCCGGCAACGCAUUCUCACCCACCUCCAGCUCCUUCUCUCACCUCCUCAACGACUCCCACCCAGUCCCCUACCCACUUUCCGACACCCGAGUCCACCGGACUCUGUCCGGCGUGGAUGCAGACAUGCAAAUGAACUCCGCCUGGAGGAACUCAGGAUCGCCAGACUUGUUGCCACACUAUUCCCGCAAGUAUGCCGGCUUCCUACGCUCGACGGAAUUCCCUCCAAGCCUAGGCCUUAACGACGGGCCGGGCUUCGUGACCCCAUCCUACCUCCGCAGCUCUCGCUACAUCGCCCGCCUCGAGACCGCUCAUCGAGCCAAGAUCGCUGCUCAACAGCGAGAUGUCGCCUCGUCGGCUUCGGCUUCCACUUCGAAUCCGCCGCUCUCUGCUUCCUCUAGCAAUGUUCACUUGCCCCGCAUGGCGCCGUCCCAUCGUGGAAUGACCUAUGAGAUCAUCGAGAAGGAACCGCCCGCCACCGAUACGCUUCAGCCGCUGCCGACGCAAUGGAGCUCCGAUGAUAAAUGCUCGGCUCUGGAACUGUCGAAUGAUAGUCUUGAUGUUCGCUAUGCUGGUCCGGUGCAUAAACAUGAUAAUGAAGCUGCCGCCCUGCGCACUGAUCACCCUAUGCCGCCACAGUGCGGGAUCUACUACUUUGAAGUGAAGAUUGAAUCAAAGCCAAAGGAGGGCAUGAUUGGCAUUGGGUUUUCUAGCCCCAAAGCGAAUGUCGAGCGACUUCCCGGCUGGGAGCAAGAAUCUUGGGCUUACCAUGGUGAUGAUGGAAAGUCGUUCUUUGGCGAGAACCAGGGUACUGGCCGAGCAUAUGGUCCGACCUUUGGUGUUGGUGAUACUGUAGGAUGUGGUGUUAAUUUCUCUACGGGGGCUGCAUUCUUCACCAAGAACGGUAUCUUCUUGGGAAUCGCAUUCCACGAACUCCGCAAUGUGAAGUUGUAUCCGUCUGUCGGAAUGAAGAAACUGCCAACUGUACAUCUUAAAGCGAACUUUGGACGGGAGCCGUUCAUUUUUGAUAUUGAUGGCAUGGUUAGGCAAGAGAGAAUGGCUAUCCAAUCGGAGAUCAACGCUACAACCACGACCAACCUUCAACCACCGCUGGACGAGUCAACAUUGCUGCAAGAACUAGUAGCCCAAUUUCUGGCCCACGAUGGCUACGUUGACACAGCCCGCGCCUUCGCUGAAGAGGUCGCCACUGAAACAAUGGCCUUGGAGAAUAGUCGCAGCGAGCCACUGAAGAAGUAUGAAGUGGAAGAGGACCGCGAAGCCAUCAACCGGAACAAAAUCCGCUCCGCAAUCCUAGACGGCGACAUCGACAAAGCCCUCAAACACACAAAAGCCUACUACUCCGACGUCCUAGAAGACCACCCCCGCAUUUACUUCAAACUCCGCUGCCGGAAAUUCCUCGAAAUGAUGCGUCGCUCUAAUGAACUCUCCGCCGCAACAGCAGCAGCAGCCUCCAAGCAACGCCGCUCCACAUCCCCAGCCCUCUCCCACGAACACGCCGUCUUCGACCAGGAAAUGGAACUCGACGACGGCGACGGCGACGCAUGGGCCGAUGGCAUGGACACAGAAGAGCCUGAGGCUGUCGCUCAAUUCAAUCAGCUCCUCACCGAAGCAGUCCAAUACGGUCAACAGUUACGUCUCGAUUAUCCCUCUGACGAUAACGGCGGCGACAAGAAAUUACUUGAUGAUAUCUUUUCCCUGGUUGCAUACCCUGAUCCCAAGCGCUCCGUUCAUGGCCAUUACCUCGAUCCUUCUGGACGGGUUGCUGUAGCGGAGGAGUUGAACUCGGCUAUUCUUGUUUCAUUGGGCAAAUCCUCUGCUGCAGCCCUUGAACGGCUAUACCAGCAAACGGAAGUGCUUGUCAACGAAAUCAGUGAAGACGGCGGCGCUGGGGCGUUUAUUAAUGUACGCGAUGACAUUUUUCUUUAG
This is a messenger RNA of Penicillium arizonense, 2037 nucleotides long. RefSeq lists its product as uncharacterized. Gene Ontology annotation, biological process: cell surface receptor signaling pathway; cytoskeleton organization. Gene Ontology annotation, cellular component: cytoplasm. The record is from RefSeq and is a predicted model, not a curated record. The transcript has 5 exons. Bases 1 to 2037 code for a protein of 678 amino acids. Lineage: Eukaryota; Fungi; Ascomycota; Eurotiomycetes; Eurotiales; Aspergillaceae. Gene Ontology annotation, molecular function: protein binding.